Engraulis encrasicolus (European anchovy) is the source of this 3118-nucleotide messenger RNA. RefSeq names its product formyl peptide receptor 2-like. The transcript has 3 exons. Gene Ontology annotation, molecular function: complement receptor activity; G protein-coupled receptor activity. Lineage: Eukaryota; Metazoa; Chordata; Actinopteri; Clupeiformes; Engraulidae. The record is from RefSeq and is a predicted model, not a curated record. Gene Ontology annotation, biological process: inflammatory response; complement receptor mediated signaling pathway; phospholipase C-activating G protein-coupled receptor signaling pathway. The coding region runs from base 137 to 1216 and encodes 359 amino acids. Gene Ontology annotation, cellular component: plasma membrane.
GGGAAUGAAAGAGAAAGAGAGAAAUGGUCUUGUGCUGUGUACGCUGUCAGCUGAGAUGUGAAACACCAUACAAGAUGCUCAUUUAAGUCAGCAGAGCACACAGAAGGAUACAGCAGACAUCUGGCUGAGAAGCAGAAUGGCCUUCAACAGUUCCAUCCUUCCGCCGGUAGCCAUGGCCUUCUCCUCCUCCUCCAAGAGUGACAAGGCCGCCAUAGACAUAGACGCCAUCGUAGACAACAUAAACAUCGUCCUCUACACCAUCACCGUGGUCUUCGGAACCAUCGGCAACAGCGUCGUCAUUUGGGUGGGCGGAGUCCGCCUGCCGUCCAAGGUCACCAACGUGUGGAUCGUCAACCUGGCCGUGGCCGAUCUCAUCUUCUGCGUCACGCGCGCCAUCUCGCUGGCCAAGAAGCUCUUCUUCGACCACUGGCCCUUCGGCGUCUUCCUCUGCAAGUUCAAUGGCUUCUUCAAGUACGCCAACAUGUUCUGCAGCGUGUUCCUGUUGGCCGUCAUCAGUCUGGACCGGGCCCUGUGCGUUUGGCGGCCCGUCUUCACCAAGCAGCACCGCACCAUUCGCAACGCGAGGAUCGUUAGCGUCAUGGUGUGGCUGGCGGCGUCCAUCAUGAGCUCACCGUACUUCGUCUACCGGGAGGUCUACCUGGGCAAGAACAAUCUCAGCAAGUGCAGCUUGGAGGUGAAGGAGAAGGAGGGUGAGAACUCGGCCAAGACGGCGCUCUACACCAUCCGCUUCCUGUGCGGCUUCGCCCUCCCCUUCCUGGUCAUCCUCUGCUGCUACAUCCUGGCGGGGGUGGGGAUCCGACGCACGCGCCUCCGGGGAAAAUCUCGCCCCCUCCGCAUCCUGGCCGGCCUGGUCUGCGCCUUCUUCGUGUGCUGGGCGCCCUACCACAUCUUCCUCCUGAUCAAGAUGACCAACAGCAAGAGCAAAGUGGUGAAGGUCGGCCACACGUUGGCCAAGGGCGUCGCCUACUUCAACAGCUGCGUCAACCCCGUGCUGUACUUCUGCAUGGGCCUCAACUUGAGGCGUCGCCUGGGCCAGACGCUGUCGGGCGUGUACCGGCGAGCGCUGGCCGAAGACGGAGAUGGGCCGACGACGCAGUCGCAGGACAAUGGCGUGGAGGAGAGCUCGGGCUCCCUACCUGGACAGGCGGCGGCGCGCCGCAAGUCAUCACCUGCUGUUGGACCUCCUCAAGCCUGACUGGAUACCAGGAGGUGUUUCACCACACCACUUUGUACAAAGCCUGUGUAUAAGCUUACUGUCACCAAAAUUGUAAUGAGACGUCUUAAUCCGUCACUUAAGGCUGGCUCCACACUAGAGCGUGGCGGAACAGCAGCGAGACGACUGAGGUCUUUCUGCUUAGUUUCGGCCGGUGUGUUCUACUCUGCCUUUCACAGCGACAGCGUCGGCGUGCGCGGCCAGUCCAGUUCAAAAUCCCCCCCACAGCCAAAGCUAGCGUGCUACUUUGCCUUUCAUUUGAAUGGAACACCGCCGGUCGCUGCCAUCCAAAAUCCGGUCGAGUUCUUUUUUCCAAAUGUAGCACGGAGUGGAACCGGCUCCCGCGCCGCUGACGCCCAACUACAGCCGGUUGGUGUGUAAGGACAGAUUUGUUUCCAUGUAUUUUCGCCACCACCGGUAAAAAAACGCUUCCGUGCCGCGACGCUUCACCGCUUUGGUGUGAAAGCAGCCUUAGGCUCUCAUUAAUGUCAUGGCAAUGUUCUUAUGAUGUAGUUGAGUCUUUUCAGCAAAGACUGAAUGAGUCCAUCUGAACAAAGAGGUUACCACAUUUCCCAGAGGUAUUCACACUCUUUUCUGUGCUUCAACGAUCUGGUGAGGCAACAGUUCUUUAAAAGAAUAAACAUUCUAUGUCCAUACAUAACGUCUUCAUGGAACUUUCCAGAGAUUUUUUUGGGUGUGGUUUGACUUUUCAUGGAAGGCUUUUGAAUGUUCUUCUUUUUUAUUGACCUUAUGUUCACCCCGGGUCAUUAUAUUCAAAGUUCAAACUGUGCCCUUUUUUGAUUGGGAAAUCAUACGUAUUCUUGACUGACUCAGGCUGCCAAUGCUGGUCUAAAAAAGGGAGAAGACAGAGGGAGAGAGAGAGAGAGGGAGAGGGGAAGUUGUGUUUUUACCCGUUGUGUGCGUCUGACCACGGAGACUCUGCGCCACAGCAUUAGUCACAGGUUUUUAGACAAGUGUGUCUCAUCUGCAUCAAACCAAAAUGACCUGCCAAAAAUACUUAACUGUGAAAUUUAGACCAAAGUGGCUAGCCAAAAUGACUUUACUGUGAAGUUCCGCUUCACCACCUGUUCCACUUUCUUCUUCGUAACAUCUUGUUCGUUUUUUUUUCACUAUAAAGGUCACUAUGGAUGUGUUGUGACAAAAAAUUAAACGGUAACAAUGUUACUUUGAAAAUGUUCUCCGCCUUGCAUCUCCUAAUGUUAAAUGUUGUUUUACGUAUUUUAUUUGAUAUUGAUGAUGAUAAGAACAUAAAUACAUUCUAUGUUUCCAUGUGACUUAUGUAAAAACAUAAUAUAUUUUUACUUGUAUAUAACGACUUGGAACUAAUUACUGCUUCUGCUUACCAGCCGCUGUAUUUUCAGUAUUUUGCGCUUGUUGUAAAUUCACAUGCACCACAUGAAAAUUCUUUCACUUCUACUGACGGAUUAUUUUGUUUGUGUAUAAGUAAUAAACUGAAUUUACUUCACCCCUUCAUAAGACCAAAUCCACAAACUUCUGCUUUCAUUGAUUGUUAGAUCCCUUCUUGCUAUUGCUUCUGGUGCUCAGUGUUGCCAGAUGUGUCUGACCAAAUCCCGCCCAAAAGCUUCUCAAAAAACGCCAAAAUGUGCUAAAUUCCACCCAAAUUCAACAAAUUACAUUGACUUCUAUGGGCCCAAAACGGCUGAAAAAAAAGCCAAAUGGCCAAUUUUCCCGAUUUUUACCCGCAGACGCUCAUUCAAAGUAGCACAAUUGGGUGGGCACCCGCCCAAUCUGGCAACACUGCUGGUGCUUCUAAUGCUUACCAACAAUUUACCGUCAUUGCACAAUACAAUGUAAAUAGGCCCCACCAUAAAGGCUGUUGUUACGACUACCCAGCAGUUUAUU